AUGGCAUCUCUCUUCGUCGGUGACCUUCAUCCGGAGGUUACAGAAGUUAUUCUGCAGUGGAGGUUCAUCCCGUUCGGCCCCAUCCAAUCCAUACGAGUGUGCAGGGACAGGGAGACAUUGUGCUCCCUUGGAUACGCUUUUAUUAAUUUUGUCCACCAGGCUGAUGCUGUUCAUGCCAUGGACAAGUUAAUGUUUGCAGACCUGAUGGGAAGGCCAAUGAGGAUCAUGUGGUCUCAACGGGACUCCUUUUUGAGAAAGAGUGGCAUCGGUAACAUUUAUAUUAAGGGGCUGGCCAGGAGCAUUGAUAACUUUGCCUUGUAUGACAUGUUCUCUGCAUUUGGAAACAUCUUGUCCUGCAAGGUGAUCAGUGAUGAGAACGGCUCUAAAGGUUAUGGCUUCGUACACUACAGCAGCUAUGAGGCUGCCGAGAGGGCCAUACUUACGUUGAAUGGCAUGUUACUGAAUAACCAAAUAGUGUCCAUCUGCCACUUUAAACCCUUUGAGGAGCGUCAGGCAGGGCGCAAUGAGAACCAACACCUGGGGGUUAGUGUUUACAUCUCUAGCCUGCCAUACAGGCUGAGUGAUGACCAGCUGCAUAGUGUGUUCUCACCAUUUGGAACCAUUCUAUAUGCCCGGGUGAUGAGGGAGGGUGGCCGAAGCAAAGGUUUUGGCUUUGUAAGCUUCUUCACCCGUGCAGCUGCCACUAAAGCUGUGGAAGUGAUGAAUGGCUCUGUGGUUGGUGGUAGGGCACUGCGUGUUGUUCUGUCCAAAUGCCGAGAGCAGGAGGCCCAACCUGGCAACCAGGACAGCAGCAAUGAGUUGCCAGUCCCUGUCCUGCACCCCUGCCAGCCUGCUGUGCCCUCUGGCCACUUCAAGGACAUUACACAGGUCCAGAACCAUAUUGCUUUCUCCCUCGCCAGCCAGUUCAUGCAACUCCAUCUCAGUCCUCAACAUGCUGAAUGGGGUUUCCUCUCUCAGGGUGAUAGUCCCAACCCACUCAUUUCUGCCACCCUGUUAAAUAUUGUGAGCUCAGCACCGCCAGCACAUAUGCUGAUGUUUCCAGAGUCUCUGGACAACAGGAUGAUGGUGAAUUCGGAGGGUGCUGGCAACACAAUAAGAGGACUCUCUCAGCUCCAGGACAGAAGCGAUACGUCACGAGUCCCUGUUUUGCCCUCCUGCCAGCCUGCUGUGCCCUUUGGCCAGUUUAUGGACAAUUUUCCAUGGGUCCAUGUCGAUGUCUCCCCUGCCAACCAGCUCAUGCAGCUCCAUCCCGUCUCUCGACAGGCUGCAGCGGGUGUCCUCCCUCACUGUGAGAGUCUCCAUCCACUCAUUUCCGAAAGCCUGUUUGACAUUGUGAGCUCAGCACUGCUCCCACGUAUGUUGGUGUCACUGGUGACUCCAGACUAUAGGAUGACAAUGAUUCUGGAGGGAGUGGACAACCCAAAGAGAGAACUCCUUCAGCUCUGCCAGACUGCACAGACUGCUCUCCCUCAAUCCUCCCGGACUCUUCAAAUCAUCCCUGAAAGAGUAGAUGAUGACACAGGAACAGCUCUAGUGAGAGCAGCUCCUCGUCUGAUGUGUGAUUCUCGUAUCCAGUCGCCUAGAUCAAUGUGGGGAUUCUGGCUUGGAAAGACACUUGAGAACUGUGUAAAAUCAGGACAUUUGAUCUGCCCCACAAGUUGGACCAUCCUGAGGCUCUGCACUAUAAAAUCAAUGCAUCUGCAGAUUAAAGCUGUUGCUGCUGGAGUCUGA
Molecule: messenger RNA, 1752 nt
Organism: Xyrauchen texanus (razorback sucker)
Lineage: Eukaryota; Metazoa; Chordata; Actinopteri; Cypriniformes; Catostomidae
Product: polyadenylate-binding protein 1-like
Exons: 15
Coding region: 1-1752 (583 amino acids)
Cellular component (GO): ribonucleoprotein complex; cytosol; cytoplasmic stress granule
Molecular function (GO): mRNA 3'-UTR binding; poly(U) RNA binding; poly(A) binding
Source: RefSeq, a predicted model, not a curated record